Molecule: messenger RNA, 1017 nt
Organism: Cryptomeria japonica (Japanese cedar)
Lineage: Eukaryota; Viridiplantae; Streptophyta; Pinopsida; Cupressales; Cupressaceae
Exons: 3
Coding region: 1-1017 (338 amino acids)
Source: RefSeq, a predicted model, not a curated record
AUGGAAACAUACUUGAUCUCUAUUGAUGUAAAUGAGUGGAACAUUGUUACUACAAAAUAUGUUGUUCCUACUUCUAUUCCUUCAGAUCCUGAUGCUAAAACUCAAUAUGAGUUAAAUGCUAGAGCUAAGCAUGCUCUGUUAUGUGGUCUCACCAAGGAUGUGUUUGUUAAAGUUAUGCAUUGUGCAUUUGCUAAUGAAAUAUGGAGUAAGCUAGAAACCAUUUAUCAAGUUGUGAAUUCGAGAAGGGGUCUUGGUGAAAAUGUUGAUGAAAAAGAUGUUGUCAGAAAAGUUAUUAGAACAUUACUUCCUAAAUAUGAAACUAAGGUGUCCACUUUAGAAGAAAAGAAAAGUUUUUCUACUAUGUCUCUUGACAGCCUUCAAAGCAUACUUACAGCUUAUGAAAUGAGAAUUGGUAGUAAUUCUUCUAAUUCUAAAGAAACUGCUUUUAAAGUAGAAAAGAAAGAGGAACCAGAUAGUGAGUCUGAACUUUCAGAUGCUAUAGAAGCCCUGCUAGUAAGAAAGUUAAAAAAAAAAUAUAAGGGAAAACUACCCUUCAAAUGCUUUAAUUGCGGUGAUGAAACUUUGUUUAUGGCUGAAAUAGAAACUUCCUCAAGGAAAGAUAUAAUGAACAUAUCAGAAGAUAAAUCUGAUGACUUAGAUCAAGGUGAAAGUGAUCUUGAAGGAGAAUUGCUUUGUGCUCUUAAGGAAAUCAAAAGACUAAAGAAGCUUGUAGUUUCUCAUGAAAGUGAAAUUCAAAUUUUGCAAAUUGAAUUAAAAGAUUCAAAGCAAACAGUUGAAGAUUUAAAAGUUUUACUUGCUGAUAGUGAAUUGAAAGUUAAUACUUUGGAACAGCAAACUAAUUCUUUGCAUAAGCAGAUUGAGCAGUAUGAAAGUACCUUGCAUUUAAAUGAAAUUUUAAACAAACAAAAACUAUGCAAGAAUAUGACAGGUGUAGGUUUUGAGAGUGCUAAAUCAGCAAAACAGAUUACUAAACCUACAAAUAGAAACCAAUUUUAG